Culex quinquefasciatus (southern house mosquito) is the source of this 1071-nucleotide messenger RNA. RefSeq names its product ovochymase-1. The coding region runs from base 275 to 979 and encodes 234 amino acids. Gene Ontology annotation, biological process: proteolysis. The record is from RefSeq and is a predicted model, not a curated record. The transcript has 3 exons. Gene Ontology annotation, molecular function: serine-type endopeptidase activity. Lineage: Eukaryota; Metazoa; Arthropoda; Insecta; Diptera; Culicidae.
UCGCAGCAGGUCGGUCGCCAGUUCAACGCCUCCCUCGUCGUGGUUUGCUGCCGUGCAGAGGGAAGAGCGAACGGGGCAGUGUUGCCGAUGGUUUUGCGAUAAGGAGUGGUGCCGGUUUGUUGGUUUGCUACUAACAAGCACUAUUGCAACCGAAAAGAGUGCCCGCAUUUUCGGCGGUGCCCAGGUUCAACCCGGUGAACUUCCGUUCAACGCACUCAUCGAGCUCACCAAACAGGACAACUCGGUUCGAACCUCGUGCGGUUCCGUGCUGUCCAUGCAGUGGAUCCUGACCAGUUCCAGUUCCGUCCAGCAGGAUUCGACUCGUCCGGGGGCGUUUACGGUGUUCGCCGGAAAGUACGACCUUUUGCAGCGGGAAGGCAGCGAACAGUCCCGAUCUGUGCAGCGGGUACUUUGCCAUCCGGAGUUUGACGGUUCGGUUGAGGGACAAAACGAUAUCGCACUGCUCUUGUUGGCAAAGUCGUUGAGUUUUAACGAUUACGUUCAACCUGUUGCGCUGGAGACUAAUUGGAUGGUCUACCCGACUGGAGUGGCCACGAUCUCCGGAUAUGGGUCGAUCCGGGCUGAUGGAAGUAAGGCUAGUUAUUUGACGAGAUGGUCAGUUACUAUUAUGGCGCCAGAGAUUUGCAUCGCUACUCUUGCCUCUUCCAACUUGUCCUUGUUCUGCACGGAUCCGGCCACCUGUGAAGGAGAUUGGGGAGCACCCCUGGUGCAGCGUCGUGGCGACCAGUGGGUCCAAAUUGGUCUGAUGUCUUCCGGAACGCAGUGUGUCUUCUUUGGUCCUCCGACGUAUUACACCCACGUGGCCAGGUUCUUCAGCUGGAUCAACGAAACGAUUUCGACUCCCGUUGCGGAUGAACCUGACGGAGCGGUGCGACCAGUGAGCGGGGUGCUACUGAUUGGGGCCCUCUUUACGGCGACGCUUUACUAUCUUACUCACAAACAAUACAUCACACAGUAGGCUAUGACACGUGUAAACAAUGCGUCACUUUGAUCAAAUGUGUAAUCCGUCUUUCACUAUCUAUCACUGCCAAACCGUUUCCAAACCAUCAA